Molecule: messenger RNA, 959 nt
Organism: Drosophila persimilis
Lineage: Eukaryota; Metazoa; Arthropoda; Insecta; Diptera; Drosophilidae
Exons: 3
Coding region: 14-874 (286 amino acids)
Source: RefSeq, a predicted model, not a curated record
AAUUUCAGAUACAAUGGCAAGUCAACAACCAAAAAUCAAACACCAGUCAGAGGUGACUAGUAGCUUGAAGGCCGAGGAAAAUGUAAUUCCUGAUUUACUAGGGAAUUCACUCGAUAAAGAGUAUAUGACGAGUGGCGAGUACAUGCGCAGUCUCCGUGAUCGGCUCAGUCAGUGCGUCCAGAGAAACAACCGGGACAUCCAGGAGUCGGUGAAGCUACUCAAGGAAUUGUCCGAUGUGAGCGAUGGCAUGCAUCUGGCGAUAACCACCAGCACCAACACCCCCAAAAUAAAGAACCUAAUCAGGAGCUUCGAGACGAUCGGUACUGCCAACACAACGAAUUUGGGGUUGGACAAGCAGACCAUUGAUACGACCGAGAUCCGUAGCCUAUUUCUCGAGUUUAAAACGCUCAACGACGAUGACUUGCUUCGCGAUUGUCUGAUGACUUUCAAGAGUGCCAAGGAGAAGUUUGAGAAGGUGCAAAGUUUCUUUGAAAAUAUGGUCGGUAGCGGUGCUACCGCCCCGUCCGCCCCAUUCACCGCAUCCCCCGAAUCUGCUGUGCCCGCCGCAUCCGCCGCCCCCACUCAGUACGCGCCUCCCGCUCCGCAGACAAAAAAGCUAUCGCCCAGCAACAGCGUGAGUCCCACUAGCAGCGUCAGUCCCAGCCUUCGCGACAAGAUCGAGGCAUUCAACAAGGCGCUGGGGGAUGGCAAGGAUACGUCCAAGUACUUUGAGGACUGCUUCAGCACCCGCGAUCCAGCGACAGAGGCUUCCGUCGAGGAGAUGAAGCCGUCGACACGGCGGUCGCGCACCCAGUCUGGUUAUGAGGGCGAUAUCGACAGCGAAGCCGAUCAAGCCGAUAGUACUAGAGGCUAAGUUUAAUGAUAUGAUAAAUCUGAUGUCUAAAUUUAAAAAUUUCGACGAGAGAAGAUAUUUCUAAUAGAGUUUAGUAGAACCACAA